AUGUCAACAGAAAAGAAAGAAGAUGAUAUCAUUUUAGAUGAAGAUGAUGAUUAUUCAGAUGAAGAUGAUGAAAAUAAGAAAGUAAAAUCAGCCGAUAAUUUAUUGUAUAAAUAUUCAGUUGAUAUUGAUUAUAAAAAAGAACAAUAUGCAAAAUUUAUUAUGAACUCAUUAAUUGUAGAUAAAGAAAUUAAUUUAAAUAUAUUUAGAGAUUUUAAGAUAAAUAAUUCAGUUUUAACAGUGUUAUAUGCAGCAAAUAGCGCAGAUGAAUUAAGAAGAUCUGUUAAUGGUUUUUAUGAUAUGUUGAUUAUGGCUUCAAGAACUUUAAAUUCUUAUGGUACUUUUUAA
Messenger RNA from Dictyostelium discoideum AX4, 345 nucleotides. RefSeq lists its product as hypothetical. The record is from RefSeq and is a predicted model, not a curated record. The transcript has 3 exons. Lineage: Eukaryota; Evosea; Eumycetozoa; Dictyosteliales; Dictyosteliaceae. The coding region runs from base 1 to 345 and encodes 114 amino acids.